Molecule: messenger RNA, 2210 nt
Organism: Populus trichocarpa (black cottonwood)
Lineage: Eukaryota; Viridiplantae; Streptophyta; Magnoliopsida; Malpighiales; Salicaceae
Exons: 11
Coding region: 117-1994 (625 amino acids)
Biological process (GO): tRNA methylthiolation
Cellular component (GO): endoplasmic reticulum
Molecular function (GO): tRNA (N(6)-L-threonylcarbamoyladenosine(37)-C(2))-methylthiotransferase activity; 4 iron, 4 sulfur cluster binding
Source: RefSeq, a predicted model, not a curated record
CAACCCGGGCCCAAAUUUGAUAAACCAGUUUUACUCUCUUUCUCUCUGACAUAAACCUCUCGCUAAGCCACUGCUGCUGCAGUUUUCCAGGUGAGAGGAAACAAUCAAUCAAAGAAAUGGAAGACAUUGAAGAUUUGCUGGUUGGUAAUGGAAGUGGGUCUCCUCCUGGAUUCAGGUUGCCACUGAACGCAGUUGGAGUAAACCUCAAGAAGAACAAGAAUAAGCCGAAACUGCAUGCCAAGCAACUUUCUGAAACCCCUAUCUCUUCCAAGAUUCCUGGCACUCAGACAAUAUAUAUCAAGACUUUUGGAUGCUCCCAUAACCAGAGUGAUAGUGAAUAUAUGGCCGGACAACUUUCAUCAUUUGGUUAUUCAUUAAGUGAUAGUCCUGAGGAGGCAGACCUGUGGCUGAUCAAUACAUGCACUGUAAAAUCACCAAGUCAAUCUGCCAUGGACACUCUAAUAUCAAAGGGUAAAAGUGCAAAAAAACCACUUGUGGUGGCUGGGUGUGUGCCUCAAGGAAGUCGGAACGUGAAAGAAUUAGAAGGAGUCAGUAUAGUUGGAGUCCAGCAAAUAGAUCGUGUAGUUGAAGUUGUAGAGGAGACUUUAAAAGGUCAUGAAGUGCGGCUUUUGAACCGCAAGACAUUGCCAGCACUUGACCUCCCCAAGGUGCGAAAGAACAAAUUUGUUGAGAUUCUUCCCAUUAAUGUUGGGUGUUUGGGGGCCUGUACUUAUUGCAAGACAAAGCAUGCCCGUGGGCAUUUAGGGAGCUACACUGUCGAUAGCCUUGCAGGGCGUGUAAAAACAGUUAUAGAUGAUGGAGUAAAGGAAAUAUGGUUGAGUAGUGAAGAUACAGGAGCUUAUGGUCGUGACAUUGGGGUUAAUCUUCCAAUUUUAUUGAAUGCUAUUGUUGCUGAACUUCCUUCUGAUGGAAGCACAAUGCUUCGAAUUGGGAUGACAAAUCCACCUUUUAUUCUGGAGCACCUGAAAGAGAUAGCAGAAGUUCUGCGCCAUCCAUGUGUAUACUCCUUUCUUCACGUGCCAGUGCAGUCUGGUAGUGAUGCCAUUUUGACUGCAAUGAAUCGAGAAUACACUGUGAAUGAAUUCAGGACUGUGGUUGAUACCUUGACUGAGCUAGUUCCAGGGAUGCAGAUUGCUACCGAUAUAAUAUGUGGAUUCCCUGGUGAAACAGAUAAAGAUUUUUCUCAAACAGUCAACCUUAUUAAAGCGUACAAGUUUGCUCAAGUUCAUAUCUCGCAGUUCUAUCCUAGACCAGGGACACCUGCUGCAAGGAUGAAGAAGGUUCCAAGUAACAUAGUGAAGCAAAGAAGCCGUGAAUUGACUUCUGUGUUUGAAGCUUUCACUCCUUACAAUGGAAUGGAGGGCAGAGUGGAAAGAAUAUGGAUAACAGAUAUCGCCGCUGAUGGAAUUCACUUGGUUGGCCACACAAAAGCAUACGUGCAGGUGCUCAUAGUUGCUCAAGAAAGCAUGCUGGGUACUUCAGCUAUUGUUAAGAUAACCUCCGUUGGAAGGUGGUCAGUUUUUGGAGAAGUGAUUGAGACUCUCAACCAAAUAAAUCAGAAAUCCAAGUCCGUCGAGAAAAUGCUCAGCGAGGAAAAAUGUUCUCCCUGUUCCGACCCAUGUGACAGCUGUGCAUGUUCCGGAGAGUCAGAACCUUGUGCUUGUGGACCAGAGAGCUGUGGAGGACAGAGUACUAUAGAACAAAGUGAUGUUUUGCAGAAUGAAGUGCUUCGAGAAGAUCAAAAUAGAAGAAAUCUCAUUGGAUGGUUACUAAGAAAGCGGAAAAAUCAGGCACAGAAAAUGGUGGAGAAUGGUAUUGCGUCGGGAUCCCAGAAAAAGCAAGAAUGGGCCAAAGGAGCUCCGGAGGAGUGGGGUGUUGUGGAUAGGGCACUCCUAGGAGGAUUAAUUGUCAGCGUUUUUACUACUGUAGCUAUACUAAUACAUCUUGGAUUUAAGACCAUGUCAUCCAAGUGAGCUUCAUGUGUUGCGUUUUACUUAUCCAAUUCUUUGUGGGAGGAUUUUCAUGAAAGAUUUGACGAAUAUGGGAAAUUUUUGUUUUGUAAAAGGCCAGAGUUAUGUUACAAUGUUGUUGAGGAAUAGCUACAUAUUGCAAAUCCCUUGGGAAUUGUGUAAGGCACUCCUUUCUUUUGCAAUGAUUAAUAUGUAAGCACUUCAGUUUUUUCAUACAAA